UCGGACGCUGUCGGUACCUCAGAGAGUCUCCGGUUAACGGGAGCCGGUCGGUGCUUCGCGGCGGUGAUCCGGGGCUGGGACCUCCGUGUGUCUCCGCUGCGACCCGCCAUUAGAGAGUCGAGGAGAGCGGAGCGGACCGGGCAGCGGACCGGGCAGCGGACCGGGUCGGGAGCCUCUGCGGGCCGGACAUGUCGGGCUGCUGGAGGACGAGCCGCGGCUCCGGUUAGCUUCAGUCCGCGGGAGAACCUCAGGUCGGUGUUGGCCGGAGCAGAUUAGAGUUGAGCAGCGCCGUCCUGCAGACUGGGCCCAUGUCCGAGCUGUGGGCCUGAAGCUCGGCCGGCGCCGGACCAGUCCAAUGACCUGCCAGUCCUCCGAGUCCACAGAAACCAUCGAGGGCGACAGACGAGCCGACAACAACUCGAGGGCUGUGGAAUCGGACGAGAGUCGGGUCGCCCUCGCCAUGAAGGACCUCAGGAACACAGGUUGGUACUGGGGGAGUCUGACCGCUAACGAAGCCAAAGAGAUCCUGCAGGACGCCUCGGAGGGAACCUUCCUGGUGCGGGACAGCUCCCAGCAGGACUACCUGUUCACCAUCUCGGCCAUGACGUCGGCGGGUCCCACCAACCUGCGCAUCGAGUACAAACACGGCAAGUUCAAGCUGGACUCGGUGGUUCUGGUGAAGCCGCGGCUGAAGCAGUUCGACAGCGUGGUCCACCUGGUGGAGCACUACGUCCAGCUGUCCCGGACCAGCGACAAGGCGAACUCUGAGCCGGCGGCGGCGGCGGCGCCCAACGGCACGGUGCAGCUGCUGCUCACCAAGCCGGUGUACACCGCCACGCCGUCGCUGCAGCACCUGUGUCGCAUCGCCAUCAACAGGAGGACGCGGCGGGUUCAGGACCUGCCGCUGCCCAACAGACUCAAGGACUACCUGACGGACUACGCCUACAACGUGUAGACGGACGCCGAGCGGCGACGCCCACAUGACCACUGACCAAUCCCAGCAUGCCCCGCUGCUGCACCUGGCCAGGUGAAAGGGACACACAGGAAGCAGCGGCCAUGUUGGGAUGACCUUCAUCUCCGUUGCAGGUGAAGCUAAGUUAGCUGAGGUUAGCGUGAAGAUAUCACAUGACCUCCACACGCAGGUACAGAUGUACCCACAGCUCUGAGAGUUCCUGAUCACCGAUACAGAUCAAUACUGAUCAAUACAGGUCAAUACAGGUCCAUGUUCAACGCCGUCUUUAGCAACUGAUUCCUCUUUAACAAACGCAGCUGCAUUCAAACCAAUGUUCACGUUAUUCAUACGUCGUCUCGUCUGUAAACAAUGUCCGAAGUGUCGUCGUCUUAUUUUAUCAGAAUAAUUAUUGAUUAUUUAUCAGUCAAUCAGCUGUUUGCUGAGUUUCACGGACGACCCUGCUGACGAGUAAAACGUCUCUGGUGGGUCUGUUGUUCUGUCUGUGAUAAAAAUGGCACUUUUUUGAAUGGAGUCUGGUGUACAUGAGAUAGCAUUAGCCUAAACAUGAUAACAUUAGCCUGAUAAUGCUAGUCACAUUGAGCUGCUGUGUUAGGUUUAACAAGAGAAGUGUAGCUAAACCAGCUGCUACAUGCGUUAGCUCAUGUAGCAGCGCCUUUAGCUAGAUGGGCUAAACUAGCUUGUCUAGAUGAAAUGAAUAAUCACCUAUCAAACUAAUCAGCUGAUCGAUCAGCGCCACCUUGGUUAUUUUGUUUUGGUGGAGAAUGAGCUUGUUUCCAGAAGAACUGGACCCACCAGUAGAAGUGACUAUUGAUCAUUAAUUAUUGAUCAUUGAUUCGGAGAACUGAUCGUUUUCUCUUUAAAUCAAACCAACAGCCAGAAACUAAUCAGCUUGAUUUCACUCAUUCUGGUUGGAAACUCUCAGACCAGUAGGUUGUUUUGCUGGUGACGCUCUGAUUGAUUAGCUGAUUGAUCUGCUCCGCUCUAACAACCAAAACAAGCCUGUGAUUGGCUGUCGGGGAACGACUGACCUGAAGAACAGCUUUGAAGUGUGACAGCAGCAGAACUGAGCGGACCUGCUGCCAACAUCAACAUCAGCGCCGCUCGGUUCUACCUGUAAACACCGGCAGCGCUGCGCUCUGAUUGGCCCAUCGACAGCCUGUGACCAUGAACGCUUGUGAGGCGGCGAGCCGAGGUUUCCCGAUCGAUGCGGUGAAAACAAACACGUCCUCCGAGCUGUUGAUGGUUCCAUGAGAACAAACGUCAGGCUGAGUUUGACCCCUGUGGGCUCCUGUAGACUUUGUCCUGCUGCUGUAGUACUCUGCAGCCACGAGCCAAUCACGUCGCAGGAAAACAAAGGCGCAGUGUCACACGAGGGACACGCAGAAAUACCGAAACUCUUACUUUCACAGUUCAGACUGAAAAUCACCAGCGUGAGCAACAUCCAACCAAACUCCAUUCAAAAACCCGUCGUUUUUAGGAUUCCUUAGCGGUCAGCCAUUAGCACCCAGUGGAAGAUAAAAUAUGAGUCGGUUUGAAAACUUUGAGUUUUCUGAUAAAUCCGGCACAUAUUUGAUUCAUCAUGUAGAGAUACAUGUUAGAAAACCUCCUCAAAAAUUCAGCUUGGGUCAAUUAAAGUUUAAGCUAAUUAGCGAGCACUGUAACCACCGUGUAACCUACACAACCAAACCCUGUUCAAAAAGCGUUGGUUUUAAGGUUUCCUGGUUUUAAGGUUUCCUGGUUUUCAGGUUUCCUGGUUUUAAGGUAACUUUGGGUCUCUAUGACCCGAUGGUGUCGGCUGGUAAACUCGGCGGCUGUGUUUGGUGACAAUUUAACCAAACGCUGUGAAACAAUUUCACAUUAUUUGGGUUCCUCGUUAUCUGCUAACUAUUGAAAUCUAAAUCUCUUUGGCCUGUUCUGUAAAUUCAGUGGAAUACGAUUUGUUAUUUUACUCCCCUGCACACGUCCUUUCCUCCUGUGAGCUUUUUCUGUGUUUGGAGACCAGCUAACCAGCUCAACCAGACUCUGUUCAAAAAUCUUGUGUUUUUAGAUUCCAGUGCAGACUGCUGGCGACACAAAUGUGAUAAAAUAUAAACGUUGACUCUGUUUGGAGCUUGCGGGCGUCCCGGUGAUUUCGGGACAGAUUAGCUUCGUCUCGUACUGCUGCUUUUACUUCAAAAACACUUCCUGGAACAUAAACCUUCUAAUCAUGGAGAUGGACCUGUUCAGCUCUCUGUCGUCAUGAGCAGCUUCACCUUUAGACGAAUAAACUCUAAUAAAUUAAUUCCAAACAAACGUGAACUUAUCGAUCUCUGAUCCGAUGAGACUCGCUGCCAGUUUCACAUCAGAUGUGUUUGAGUAGAUAAUUUAAUAAACUAACCGUAUUUAUGCUUUGAGGGGGCGGGGUCAUGUCCUGGUCAUGUGGUCGCUCAGGUAAAGGGGGCGUGUCCUGCUGCUGCUGACCUUCUCUUCUUCUUCUUCUGCCUUUGUCGGCGUACGGAGGCCAGUCAGUGACGGCUUGUUUCCGCGUUGCUUCACUUUCCGGUGAACGAAUCGUCGUCAUCGUCAGAGACGCGGCGGCUCUUUGAACAUAUCGCGGCCGUGGACUGGAGGCCGCAGGUUGAUUUUUUUAACGAUAUUUAUUGAUUGUGUCACACUGUGUUUCUGGUACGUUUUUGUAACGAACGCAUGUUCCGCCUGUAAACGUUGAUCAGCGCCGACCGCCGGAUCAAUAAAGUUUUUAUAUGGUGCUUCA
Messenger RNA from Stegastes partitus (bicolor damselfish), 3725 nucleotides. RefSeq names its product suppressor of cytokine signaling 2 (gene socs2). Gene Ontology annotation, molecular function: 1-phosphatidylinositol-3-kinase regulator activity. The record is from RefSeq and is a predicted model, not a curated record. Gene Ontology annotation, cellular component: phosphatidylinositol 3-kinase complex. Bases 356 to 955 code for a protein of 199 amino acids. The transcript is spliced from 3 exons. Lineage: Eukaryota; Metazoa; Chordata; Actinopteri; Pomacentridae. Gene Ontology annotation, biological process: phosphatidylinositol phosphate biosynthetic process; intracellular signal transduction.